AUCAAAGCUUGCAUGUGGAUGAACACACAUAGAGGCAUAGGAAUGCCAUUUCCUAACUAAAUAGCUGCCCUUUAUUAUAUACCAUUACUUGGGGGCAUGUUCUGCAGGAAAAGUCUUGCCUUCAAUAACGUUUGACUCGGUCCGCUUUCCAUGCCUUGACCCCAGUUCCCAUCCAGCUAGCGGCCACGUUAUAACAUUCAGUUAUUACUUCGCUUGGGGACAACUUUGACUCUGUAACCGGAUUGUGGCUACGUCGAAGCAAUGGCUUCACCUCCGCCUCCUGGUGGAGGAGCAGCAGCCCUAUCUAACUCGUACCUGAAGAUAUGCAGCGAUAUAGGAUGUCAGCCAAUGCCAGAGCUCCUUGCGGCUUUGACUUCUGGCCAGCGUUACUGCUUAAUAAGCAGCCCGUCGGAGAGCCUUGCAGAUAGCAGUGUCAUUUCGCUCUGCGCGGUGUUGCCCAUGGCGCCCUUCGAGCUAUGCAGCUUUCACAACCUUAGCCUGAGCUCCAACAGCUGGGCUGCCAUUGCUGACGCAUGCUCCAAAACGCGGCCGCUGCAGCGCGUUGUGUUCAAGGAUUGCUCUUUCCGGGAUGGCCAGGGCAUGCAUAUGUUCUCCCGCGCUCUUUCGGCUGCGGACUUGCAGAGCCUCGAAAUUAUUAACAGCCAGCUAGGUGACGAGUUCGUGGCCGGACUGGUGGAGGGGUCGCUGCUAGCCAAUGAGAAGUUCACCACCUUGCGUCUGGCGGGCUGCGGGCUGGGAGAUGCCGGCUCCGUGCGACUGGCCAAGGCGAUCGAGGGAGUCGGCAUGAUGUGCUCGCUCCGUGUGCUGGACCUGUCCCACAACCGCAUUGGCGACGCCGGCGCGUGCGCGCUGGCCUCCAUGCUGGGCAUCGAGUCGUCUGCGUCGUCGGUGCCGCUCAACACACUGGAGCUGGAGGGAAACCUGCUGAGCGACGUGGGCGGAUUGGCUCUGUGCCGCGCCGCCAAGGCGGCCCUCAUGCUGCAGCGCCUGAACCUCUCCCUCAACCCCGGACUGGGCUCCGCCACCAUGGUCUCCCUGGCAGAGGCAGUCCGCUUCAACACCGGGACGCUGCGAGAGGUGGCGCUGGCGGGCUGUCGCGCCAGCGAGGAUGCGGCGGUGGCGCUGCUGCGGGCCGCGGCCCGGAGCUCCACGCUGCAGCUGCUGGACAUCCGCGGAGUGCCCCUGUCGGCUGAGGGUGUGGCCCACCUGUGCACACUUCUGCGCAACACCACCAGCCUCAACACCCUGCGUGUGGACGUGGCCUCCACGGAGGGUGCCGAGGCCAUUGCGCGCGACCUGCCGUCCAACCGCAGCCUCAUGCACAUCACGCUGGGCGGCCCCGUGCCUGACGGGCUGCUGACGGCCAUGUCAGAAAUCCUGGCCAACAACACCGUGAGGCGCUUGAAUAGCACCUCGGGAUCCCCACAAGUCACCAACUCGCCCCUCAUUCACGCCUGGAUGGACGACUCCAACCAUGGUACCUCAGUCGCUGGCGCCCGGCACAGCAACCUGCCCUUCCAGACACCCUCCUCCUACCCCAGCAUCUACACGAGCCAGCAGCCCCAGUCGCAGCCGCCGUCGCAUGUCGCCAACAUACCGUCCAUCAACGUCGCAGCGACACCGUCCCAGUCCCAGCAGCUUCGCAGCAGCCGGCCCCACUCACCCAUUCCGCAGCAUGCGGCGGAGCACACCCGCAGCCCUCGGUCCGAGGCGGGUGCGUCCGUGUACAGCCAUGCCACCCACAGGACCAGCCGUACGCACCGCACCCACCGUACGAGCACAUCGUACAUUUCGUUCGGCGGCUUCACGGACAUGACUCGUCGUACCAUCAUGUUGGGCAGCACGCGGCUGCGAGUGAGCGCUUCGCUGGCUGCUGGAGGCGCCGCCGAGAAGGCGGCCCUCAUCUUCCGGAGCCACGACCAGGACGAGGACAACUACCUGAACAAGCAGGAGAUGCUGGCAGCACUGGAGGAGAUGGGCGUGCUCAACGGAAUCAAGGCCAAGCAUAUUGGCCGCUUCCUGGACGGAGAGUUCAAGAAGGCUGACUGGGACAAGGACGGCCGCAUCAGCCUCCAGGACUUCAUUUCUUACUACGAGAAGAUUGCGUACUACCAGGCGCAGAUGGCGCGUGAGGGGCGCAUCAAGUCCAUGGCCAACCUCAACAAGCAGAUGGUGCCGCAAGGCGUCGAGCACAACGCGCAUCUGAAGAGCGUGUUCAAGAACUACGCCCGCCUGGCCAUUGGCCAGGGCCGCGUGUACGCGGACGGGCAGCCGCAGAUGAACAGUGCGCAGUUCCACCGGCUGUGCCAGGACGCAGGCUUCAUGGAGCCCGAUGGCCGCCUGAGCACCACCGCCGUGGACGUCAUCUUCACCCGCUACCGCGCCGCCAACAGCCGCCGCCUGGCCUUCAAGGACUUCAUUGCUGCGCUGGCGGCCGCCGCGUACGAGAUGGGCUUCCAGUUUGACGACAUCCUGGAGGUGCUGGGAGCCAACCGCAGCCAGCAGCCGCUCACCCCGACAGAGUCCGGGGCUGGCGUCCGUGCCCCCCAACCGCACCCGCAGCGUGACAACGUUAGCGAUUCCGGCGGCGCCCACUACCUGCACCCCACGGGCCAACAGCAGCAGCAGAAGGACGCGCAGCUGUCGGCAGAUCCCAGCAUUGAUGUGCUGGGAGUGCCCCUGGCGACGGUGCACGAGGGUUCGGAGGGAAAGAAGGCGACUGCGGCUAAGGGCAAGGCAUCCAAGAAGGCAAGCGGCACUCGCUCCAGCGUCCAAGGCGUCCGCAGCUCGCAAGCUUCCGCUGGCCGCGCCAACAACCCCACCUCCAUCAGCAACAACCCACUGUACGACAGCCAAGACGCCCCGAUCGGCAGCACGGGACCCGCUCACUCGUCCUUCGCUGUAGGCAACGUCAAUGGCCAGGGCCAAGGGCAGGGCCAGGGCAACCAGUCGCGCUCCCGCUUCACGGCCGGCUCCGCGUCACCCGGUCGCUUCACAAGCACCGGCUCCGGCCCGGCAGCCCCUUCCUCAUCCGAUCUGGCCAUGCUGGAGACCCGGAUGCGGCUCGAGGUGGAGGCGGCUGUACGGCAGCUGGAGGAGCGACUGGAGCGGCAGCUGGUAACCGCGCGCUCUUCCAUCUCCAACGGCACCAACGGUGGCAACGGUCUGCCCGCCUCCGCUGACGCGCUCAUGGGCGCCAAGCUGCGGCAGCUGGAGGGCCAGGUCAGUGGGCUGCUGUCCCGGCAGGACGAGAUGGACCGCGUGGCGCAGCAGCUGGGCGGGCUGCAGGACAUCCUCAACCGCCUGGCGGAGGAAAUGGUUCGCAUCAAGAACCGUGCGGACGCGGCCGCUGCUACCGCGGCAUCUGCCGCGUCUGCGGCGUCGUCCGCUGGCGCAAACGGUAACGGCAACGUGGCUGCCUUUGAGGAGCGGUUGGGCAACGUGUCGGCACAGCUGGGCGGUGUUCGCGAGGGCGUGGAGGCUCUGGGACGUGACCUGGGUGCGCUGGGCGCUCGCGUGGAGGCGCUGUCGGGCCAGGUAUCCACCUCCCGCAGCACAUCGCAGCAGCAGGCUAGCAGCAUCUCGCAGCUGCAGCAGCAGCUGUCGCAGCUGGCCGCUCAGGUGGCGUCGCAGCAGCAGAACGCGGCUGCUGCUGCUGCUGCCCCCGCGCCCACGGCGCAGCUAGAGGCGCUGGAGAAGAAGGUCAUGAACCGGCUGACUCGCUACGAUGGCGCGCUGCUGCAAGUGGCCAAGCAGGUCGACGCGCUGGACCAGCGCCUGCGUGAGGAGCAGGAGGGGAACAUCAAGACCAUCGAGAUGCUGCUCGUGGCGGCGGGUGGAGGCAAUGGAGCUGCAUCCGGAGCUGCGGCUGCAGCGGGACAGAACAGCGCAGCUGAGAUCCGGCCGGCGAGCAAUGGGAGUGUGGCGAAGUAAACGGCAAGUGGUUUUUCGGUGAGGCCAGUUUCUUGACCAGCGGCUGCGAGAGAGGCAAGAGGGCAACAUGCGAUGCUUCUCGUAGCGGUCAGCGGAGGCGACGGGGUCAUGUACCUCGAGCCGUGAGCUACCGCGGCGCCCAGUCACUUGAAUCGCAGUUUAGACGACUGCGAAGACUUAAAGACUCGUGAACGAUGGUGUUGGCAAUAGUUUGUUAUGUGAGACACAUCUUUGCCAUGCAGAAAUGGGUGUGUUUUCAUGGUCCCGCCCUGCGAGCUAGGCAUGUGGGGGCAACAACGCUCAUGACUGCCCCGUGUGUCGGAAUGUGUUGGUGACGUGCGUGCGACCUGCUGCUGUCACCCCGCAAGGUGGUGCUUAGGAGGCGUCCCGGGACGGCUUCUUCGCAGCAGCGCCAAGGCCUGGGUUUGCGCCUUGAUGCGUUCUAGACGUUGUACACUUGUUAUUAUUCCAAUUGAGGUGUUGUCCCCCUGGCAUCCUGACCUGUUCGUUGUGGGACGCUUGGACAAUAAGCCGGGUAUCCGGUCGGGCUUGCUGUUGCGACAUAACCGUGAACCUCCGUAUAUAGACAGUUGAUGACUAGGAAUUCGGUUGAGUUUGUAUCAAGUUGCCACCUACGUGUGUAUCUUUGCUGAUUCCACUUUAGGAACGUUUCGUACUGUACCGUACAUAAGGCUCUUCGUACACCACAUGCGCCACGUCGGCGACCCUAAAGAUGCCCGAGGAAAUAAGCCCCCCUGUAACCAGUAUGCAUGUAACAACAUGCCUCCUUGGAC
Messenger RNA from Astrephomene gubernaculifera, 4748 nucleotides. The record is from the annotation of a GenBank genome assembly. Lineage: Eukaryota; Viridiplantae; Chlorophyta; Chlorophyceae; Chlamydomonadales; Astrephomenaceae.